Molecule: messenger RNA, 4373 nt
Organism: Platichthys flesus (European flounder)
Lineage: Eukaryota; Metazoa; Chordata; Actinopteri; Pleuronectiformes; Pleuronectidae
Product: coronin-1C-A-like
Exons: 11
Coding region: 119-3514 (1131 amino acids)
Biological process (GO): actin filament organization; cell migration
Molecular function (GO): actin filament binding
Source: RefSeq, a predicted model, not a curated record
UGUCACACAAACUGUCGAGGAGUCAAGAACUGUUCGGAAUCCUCAAGACAGCAGACAAGCUUUAAUCCAGAAACAAGGCUCUGAGAGUGACGCUGUGGUCUUUACGAGGACCAAGGCUAUGGAGGAGAAUGGAAAUGGGAGGAAAUCCGAAACUGGCUGCAGCAAGUUAGAUCCCGACACUCGAAGCAGGGGUGUACCAGCCUCAGGUGAUCCCACCAACGACGAGGACUUUGUGGUGCUUGAGAGGGAUGAAACCUGGACGUCUUCUGAUGGAGAAAAUUAUCCUUUUGGUGCUAGGAUGAAAACAGAGAACCUUCAAUCACCCACUAAAAGAAGAGUUGAGGCUUCAUCAACUCACUGUGACGAUAACCUUUCCCAACCUUCCAGGAAUAACCCUCAAGGGACAUGUUGCGAAAAUAAAAGCAGAAGAACGUCUGACGUGCGUUUAGUGACGGCUGAGAGUGUGGAAGCACGUGCUGGAAGUUCACCCGCUGCCUGUCCGGAGAGUGAAAUGGGUCAACGUUUGGCUGAAGUGACAGGCAGCAGGUGUCAGCUAAAAGGAGUCAGUCAUUCGGCGGCUGCCCACGCUGGGACAACUGGGAGAGGCAAAGCAGAGAGGGAGCAAAACAACAGCAGUGGGUUAAUGGGAAACAUGCCUGAGGAUGCCGGUUGCUUGAAUGCACAGGGAGAGCAGGCUGGGGAGAAUAAGGAGGGCCACCGUUCUGGAUUUGAUGUACAAAAAACUAAAGUCGAAAAAUCCUUUCUGAACAGGUUUGCUGAUGCUGUUUCUAAGAGAUCUAAAGCGGGUCCUGUCAGUUCAUGCACUAAGAAAGAGGAUGACCGAGCAUUAAGAAGAGCAGCCGACUCGCACCCCCCAAAGGCCAAGGCCAUGAGAUCUGAAAUACCACAGCGAGACCAUCUCUCAUUUUCACUGGAGCAAUGUGAUGCGAUCCCUCCUCUUCCGCUGCCAGGGAAUGAAGCCUGCCAUGAAGAGAUACAGGUAGCAAACUCAAAGAAGGAGAGGGAGCUCGUUUUUUUCUCGGCCGUGGUGACGCCCCCACCUUUCACUCAUUUGUUGACGAAGAAAGACACAACAGUGGAAACACAAAACGACACAAGCGUGGCCAGCUCACAGGUGCCCACCUCAUGCGAUUCCAAAGAUGAGUCUAUGCCAAAGGAAAAGCCCAAAGUUAAAGGUCCACCUCCGCCGGUCCCCAAAAAGCCUAAAAACCCAAUGAUAAAGCUCAAAACUGCACAAUUAAUGUCCACUGAUGUGCAAAGAAGAACCAAAGCUCAUCUGCAUUCUGAGGAGAAGGCCAAGAGAAGACACACUUUUCAUUUUAACAAAGACUUUCCAGUUAACGCACCAACUAACCAGGACAUGUGUUUGCUGUGGGACGAAAGAGGCACCUACAUCGCGCCAACCAACAUGCGCCGGCUCUCGGUUGACCUUGAGCCGUGUCAACAUCGUCUACUCGGACGCGUGGAUGAUCAGUACACCGAUAUGAUCGACUACGACUACUGUGCGCGCAUGGCAAACCUGUCUUCGGACAGAGAGCUGCAAAACCUGGACAUGUCGAAGAGGAGAACAUCCCUGAGGAGGCGAUCCAGCUAUAACAGCUCGCCUCCUCCUGUUGCGAAAAAAAACUCAAAUCCCUUUACAUCCACGGAAAGUCUACACAUGCCAGAGGUCGUAUACGACGUAGAAGUCCAGAGACCGAGACCUGCUUGCUCAAGGAGAAGAGAAAUCUACCCCGAGCCCCUUUAUGAGAAGGUCAACACACAGGACAGCAACGACAGCCAAGCUAACUACAGAUACCGUAAAGAUGAGACGGUUCCCGGUGGUGAUUGGGACGCAGGACACGACAGUGGGGUGGGCUCCUACAAGCCUGUGUCAGAAAUCGUCAAGGAGGCAAAUCAAAUGAAGAGACAUCCGGGCCGGGUCAAACCUGAAGGGGUCAAAGCUGAGGUUCGAGUGGCAGAGCAGGGUCCAAGUGUGAAAGUGUCCCAAAUAAAGAACGCCUUUGAUGUACCCAAGAGAUCCAAAGAGAGACCACAGGAAGUGCAACCACCUCCAAAAAAGGAUAUGUUGCGGCGAGUUGUGCGACAGAGCAAGUUCCGUCAUGUCUUCGGCCAGGCCCAGAGGAACGACCAGUGCUAUGAUGAUAUCCGCGUCUCCAGGGUCACAUGGGACAGCUCCUUCUGCGCCGUCAACCCCAAGUUUGUUGCCAUCAUCAUCGAUGCCAGCGGGGGAGGAGCGUUCCUUGUACUUCCUCUACAAAAGACCGGCCGCAUAGACAAGGUCUACCCGACCGUAUGUGGUCACACGGGCCCCGUGUUGGACAUCGACUGGUGUCCUCAUAAUGACCUUGUCAUUGCGAGCGGCUCCGAGGACUGCACAGUCAUGGUUUGGCAGAUCCCUGAGAACGGGCUGGAGAAUCCCCUCUCAGAGCCUGUGGUCGUGUUAGAGGGCCACUCUAAGAGGGUGGGGAUCGUGUCAUGGCAUCCCACCGCUCGCAACGUUCUCCUCAGUGCAGGGUGUGACAACCAGAUCAUCAUCUGGAAUGUGGGCACGGGACAGGCCAUGAUCAACCUGGAGGACAUGCACCCUGAUGUUAUCUUUAGUGUCAGCUGGAACCGCAAUGGCAGCCUGCUCUGCACGGCCUGCAAGGACAAGAAGGUCCGCGUCAUCGACCCCCGCAAGAAAAAGAUUGUGACGGAGAAGGACAAAGCCCAUGAGGGAGCUCGACCAAUGAGAGCCAUCUUUUUAGCAGACGGAAAGCUUCUGACCACCGGAUUCAGCCGCAUGAGCGAGCGCCAGCUAGCCCUGUGGAAAAGUGACAACAUGGAUGAGCCGAUAAACGUUCAAGAGAUGGACACCAGUAACGGAGUCCUGCUGCCCUUCUACGACCCCGACACCAGUGUGGUCUACCUGUGUGGAAAGGGCGACAGCAGCAUCCGGUACUUUGAGAUCACAGACGAGGCGCCGUUUGUUCACUACCUCAGCACCUUCUCCACCAAGGAGCCUCAGAGGGGCAUGGGCUACAUGCCCAAAAGAGGCCUGGAUGUCAACAAAUGUGAAAUCGCAAGGUUUUACAAAUUACAUGAGAGAAAAUGUGAACCUAUCAUCAUGACAGUCCCACGUAAGUCGGAUCUGUUCCAGGACGACCUGUAUCCAGACACGGCCGGCCCCGACCCCGCCCUGGAGGCAGAGGGCUGGUUUGCCGGCAAGAACGGAGGCCCCAUCCUCAUCUCGCUCAAAGAUGGCUACGUCUCCACGAAGGCCCGGGACCUGAAGGUGGUGAAGACAAACGCCCUGGAGACCAAGGCAGCGCCGAAAGUAGAGAACACCCCGACUGUCCAGAAGCACGUUCCUGCACCGCCCUCAGCACAGAAGAUGGAAGACAAACUGGAAGAGGUGCUCCGAGAGUUCAAGUCGCUCAGGGACCGCGUCAUCCUCCAGGACCGUCGGAUCGCCAGACUGGAAGACCAGGUCGCCAAGGUCUCCAUGUAAGACCGCUCGUUGUUUCGGAGAGGAAUCGAACGGACGGCGUCAGCCAUGGCCCCAUUCUCCCGAUUCGGCUUCAUUCAGCUCGACACCGCUUGGCCCCCGCGACCGGUCGGAGCCCACAUUCCAAGAUGAACUUUUUAUUUUUCUCAUCAAGCCUCCGGUUUUUACACGUUGCCCCGCCACUCACUGAGAAACGGAAAGAACUCUUGAAGCUCAUUUUGAAGAAAAGACAUUUUUUUUUUUUGUUGAAGGAAAAGUCUUAACUUCUUUUUUUGUUUUGUUUCCAAACUGUGGUAAAACAUUCUUAUGUGAAGUUUGUACUUACUGCUCAGAAACUGUAUGUAGCAUCAGUAUUUCCAUUGUUCUUUUUCUUGUGUUGCCAAAUAUGACUUGUGUGCGGUUUCAUGCACUGCUUUUACAUUUAUUUUCUAUCCUGUUGUACAUUCCGGUCACAACCUGGUAGAAUGACGUAGUCGAGCUGGAUUUUUUUUUUUAAACGAUAGCCGUUGAACUUUUUUCCUCCCACCAGUUUGUUCAUUGAUAAACCAUCAGAUUUAUGAAUGUGGAAGAAUUCCUACGAAAAAAAAAGUUUGCUUCCUGUUCUCCUGGGGAUUGAAAUUCAACAUUGGGUUUUAAAGGGGGAGGGGAGGGGAGGGUGGGGGAGGGGGUUUGCAUCUCUCUGGUGUAAAUGUUGUGCAAAUGUAGUGGUGCCUCUUGUCACUGUCAAGGGUCAAACUAAAAGUCGCCCCCUCCAGUGCGUAGUUCGGUGUUGGGAAGGGACCACUCACCCAGCUUGUGUUUCACUGAACCCCCUGACAAACAGUUCUGUGCACAUAAUAAAGAUUUUACACACGGAAACCUC